Messenger RNA from Pecten maximus, 5298 nucleotides. RefSeq names its product leucine-rich repeat-containing protein 63-like. Gene Ontology annotation, molecular function: protein binding. Lineage: Eukaryota; Metazoa; Mollusca; Bivalvia; Pectinida; Pectinidae. The record is from RefSeq and is a predicted model, not a curated record.
UUGGUCUCGCUUCCUUCGAGACUUCACGAGAAAAAGUCACGGAAGUUGGUAUGGUUACAGCGUCAAGAUGGCGGCAAGUGGACCGUCCCUCGUGUUUACUGCAAGUUCAUCAAAACAUAAGAAGAACAGUGCUCAAGAUGCCAAACUCCUACGACGACCAAGAGCCCCUAAACCCCUACCUCCACUGUCAGCACCUUCCCCAACCAAGAAUGCAAAUUCACCAGUGAAACCAUUUUAUGAAACAUAUGACUAUGAUACAGAUAUUCCUACAAGAGAAACCCCAGUGACAAUUCGACAGUCUCCCACACCAAGUGUGGUGCCUAGCUUGAUAUCACCGCCACCUUCAGAAUCCAACCCAACAAGAAAACACUACCUAUACAGACAUGUUAUACAGCAUGGAUCUCAACAAACUAAUGUGACUUUUGUCAGCAGAGAUGACAAGAAAUUUAUUUUGGAUCCUUUGUACAGGGUCAAAACAAGUCUUGGAACUUAUGUUGAUGGAAAAUCUUUAAUAAAGCCGUUUAAACCGAGAGGACCAGAAAGUUUCCCUGCCCGACCACCUCGGAGACACCCUGAAAUAUUCCAUGUUGACUAUGUUGAUGAUAUAAGAUAUUAUGCUCCCCCUACGUUUACUUUAGAAACAUUCAUGAUGGAGAUAUCGGACAGACAGAGACUUCCAAUGAGGUCUGUGAAACAGGCAAUGUGCUCCAGACAUAAUUACAAGAAAAUGACAAAGCUACUUGCCGAACAAAAUACAUAUGAAUUAUCUCAGGACUUAGUUCACACCAACACAUUAACUCCUGAAGGGCAAAGCAUUCCCCCGGUAGAGCCCAGAAUUCCACAGAAGCAGCUGCUUAUAGAGAUGGCGGCCAUGAUAAAACAACAUGUCCGUGAUCUCAUGAACACAGAAGUUAAAUCUGUUAUUCGUCCACUAAAACGAUACAGUCCUAGCCACCAUGAUGCAGAUGUACCACACACAGAGAUUAUACUGUAUGAGGACGAUACAACAGAGGUGGCCAGUAGGAGUCAGCAGAUUCGACAAGAUACAGAAAUUCCCUCUGUGGAUUCCAUGUUCCACUCAGCCCGGUCUCGGUAUUUCCAGGGCUCAGGACGCAGUCAGUCACCCUUCACUGCACCUGGAGAUGCUAAUGGAGUAAUCUCCCCUUCAGAACUUGCAAUAUUAGAUUCCCUCAUCAAUGGUGGCAGGGCUCUGAGUUUGAAGGCACAUUUUAUAUCAGAAUUGCCAGACAUCAACCCUCUCAUUCGAACAGUGACCUACAUCAACCUGUCAUUCAAUGACUUCACGCUGUUUCCUCGCUCCAUACUUGAUGUAAAGCAGUUGGUGACACUGAAGUUGAGGAACAAUCCUCUACGAGAACUGCCACCUGACAUCCAGCGUCUUAAGAACUUAAAAACAUUGGUUGUGUCUUUCUGUCUCCUACAGACACUGCCUCUUGGUUUGUUUUCUUUGCAAAAACUGCGGCAUCUGGAUAUCUCCUACAACAAAAUCACUUUUGUCCCAAAUGAAGUCAGUCAGUUCAGGUCCCUGAGAGAACUAAAUAUGGAGGGAAACCAGUUACCAGCCAUGCCAUGUGGUGCUUUACUGUUGGAACUCAACUAUCUCAAUGUCAAAAACAAUUUUAUGCAUCCGCUGUUUUGGAAAGAAAAUACUCGCAACCAACCUCAGAGACUGAUUGAUAUGGCCGCUCUGACAAUGUGUAAGUCUGAAAUGUACCGGAAGACGGAGGGCCUGGCACCGUCAGUCAUCAGCGUCUUGUCCAGCCGGUCUACAUGUGACUGCUGCCAUGGACCUCUAUAUGGACCAGGCUUGAGGAUCAUACGACCUGUGAGCAAGCUUCAUGGUAUCAUCAAUCUCCCCUUCAUCUUCCGUGCCUGCUCACCUCACUGUCUCAGGGACUUCAAAAGCAGCAAAGAGACACUCUCCGAAAUUCUGUAUGGUGCUAGGGAAGGACUUACUGAUGAAGAAGAGGAGGAGGAGGAGGAAGAGGAGGAGGAGGAGGAAGAAGGGGAGUAAAAUUACCUAAAAGUUGUCAUCAAUUUAUCCAGUUUAAUGAAUAUCUGUUUUGGGAACUAUGUAAGUGAAAUAUUAACAGACAAUAAAAGUAUAUAAACGAUAAAAUCUAUGGCAAUAUUGACAUGAUAUUCAUUGUAGCAUGGUUACUGAUAAGAAAUAUGCUGUUAGUAAUUUCUGCUGUCUUGCCAUGUAAUUGACCAGGGUUGUUUAGAGCUGAGGUGAUACCAUCAGAGACUGGAGUCUAUAGUGCUAGUUUUAUUGGACAAAGUACAAUUCAUGUCCAAUUUCUGUUUCAUUGUGUCCAUUUACAUUGUAUCUACAUGAGUAGAUAUUGUUACUCGCGCUCUUUCUCAAAGUUCUUAUUGUAUUUUUGAAAUAUGAAGAAGCUACAGUAUUUGUAGAAUUUGACUUUUUUUAUAUCGCGAUGUCAAAAUUUAGAAUACUGUUGCAGCAUGAUUCUAAUAUUAAAGAAAGGGGAAGUGGAUACUGUCACUAGGGUAAACAAAUAGUAUAUGCAUCUACCAAUUUAUUUUAUGUAUUGGUCAUAAUAAUAUUCUAGCUGCUGACAUGUCAAAAAUACUGAAUUCACAUUCCAUAUACACGUAUAUCAUUACUUAUAUCAGAAUUUCAAAGUUUACCAAAAUUAAUUUUAGCUAUAAGAUAGUCAAAAUAAUACCUAAAUGUAGCAUGGAAUUUCAUCUUAAUUCAUGUAAAUGUGAUGAUUUAAGCAGUAAAAUGAUCAUAUGGCUUUUAUCUUGGUAACACUUUAAAGCUCACUUUCACCUGUGAUAAUUGAAGGUUGGUGACCCAAGUUUGAUCAUAAGCUUGCUUUAUUACUAAGCAUUAUUGUAAUCAAUGCAAUUCAAUUCCACAAACAAUUUAUAUAUCAAUGAAAAUUAGGGGAAAAACAUUAUCAAAUAAAUGCAAAGAAAAUUUUGUUAUGAAAUACAUGUAAAGCUUGUUAGUUCUCAAUCUUUUUUUUGUUGUUGUCUUUUUUUAACAUGUCAUGUUUAUGUAGAAACCACAUUACGUCAAAAUCAAAUCCCUAAUUGAUCACUUUAUAACUAGCAUUGGUUUAUUUCAUUAAUGAUGCUGGCACACUUAUUGUAGAUCUACAAGGCUGCAUCUGAAAGUAAAAUUUGGAUUUCAGUAAAAUUUUUGUUUUAGCAAAACAUAAUUUUUCUUUACAAUAUAUUUCACACGCAUUAUUAUUUAACAUUUUAUUAAAAUGCAACUUUUAACAUUUGAACAGAAUGUGGAAAUAAGCUUUUUAUAUAAUUGAAUUUGAAAAAAAAAAUCUUAUCUUUAUUCGUGGUAUUUAUUGUUCUCAUUUAAGUGUUUAUUGUCGUAUAUCCCCAACCCUACAGGCCAUUGUGUAUUAUAGAUAUAAUAGAUAUAUCCGUGGGCUUGGGGAUUUGUGCCUUCGUUUAUAUGUUAGAUUGUCUACUCAGAAACUUAGUAUCAAUACAAGUAUUAAUGUGAUUCUGUCAGUAUGCUAAAGUAGAUGAUAUUAAUGGUGACAAUGUAUUUCACUGAAUGGACAUGUUUAGUGCUUACAUAUUUAUUUGAUAUGAAACUUUUGUAUUUAUUUUGUUUUACCAAAAGGAACAUGAUGGAUAUAAAUCAGUACUUAUUUGUUAAUUAAAUCAGUAUAUUUCUGUUAUAUUUUGUAAAUGCCAUAUUUUAAGUUUUGCCAAAAAUACAGAUUGGUAGUUUGAUAUACAUAAAAAUGUAUGAUUUAUUGUUUUUCUAAAAAUCAUUUUAAAGAAAUGAAUAAGAAACUAUGUUUUUUGGCUCUUGUUUGAGUUUCAUAUCACAAUUCAAUCAUCGUUACCUGUACGUAAUGGAGACUAUCAUUACUUGUCACAAUUCAAUCAUCGUUACCUGUACGUAAUGUAGACUAAUAAUCAUCGUUACCUGUACGUAAUGUAGACUAUCAUUACUUGUCACAAUUCAAUCCUCGUUACCUGUACGUAAUGUAGACUAUCAUUACUUGUCACAAUUCAAUCUUGUUACCUGUACGUAAUGUAGACUAAUAAUCAUCGUUACCUGUACGUAAUGUAGACUAUCAUUUCCUGUCACUAUUCAAUCAUUGUUACCUGUACGUAAUGUAGACUAAUAAUCAUCGUUACCUGUACGUAAUGUAGAUUAUCAUUACUUGUCACAAUUCAAUCCUCGUUACCUGUACGUAAUGUAGACUAUCAUUACCUGUCACAAUUCAAUCCUGGUUACCUGUAGGUAAUGUAGACUAUCAUUACUUGUCACAAUUCAAUCAUCGUUACCGGUACGUAAUGUAGACUAUCAUUACUUGUCACAAUUCAAUCCUCGUUACCUGUACGUAAUGUAGACUAUCAUUACUUGUCACAAUUCAAUCUUGUUACCUGUACGUAAUGUAGACUAAUAAUCAUCGUUACCUGUACGUAAUGUAGACUAUCAUUUCCUGUCACUAUUCAAUCAUUGUUACCUGUACGUAAUGUAGACUAAUAAUCAUCGUUACCUGUACGUAAUGUAGACUAUCAUUACUUGUCACAAUUCUAUCACUGUUACCUGUACGUAAUGUAGACUAAUAAUCAUCGUUACCUGUACGUAAUGUAGACUAUCAUUACUUGUCACAAUUCAAUCUUGUUACCUGUACGUAAUGUAGACUAUCAUUUCCUGUCACUAUUCAAUCAUUGUUACCUGUACGUAAUGUAGACUAAUAAUCAUCGUUACCUGUACGUAAUGUAGACUAUCAUUACUUGUCACAAUUCAAUCAUCGUUACCUGUACGUAAUGUAGACUAUCAUUACUUGUCACAAUUCAAUCCUGGUUACCUGUACGUAAUAGAGACUAUCAUUACUUGUCACAAUUCAAUCCUGGUUACCUGUACGUAAUAGAGACUAUCAUUACUUGUCACAAUUCAAUUAUCGUUACCUGUACGUAAUGUAGACUAUCAUUACUUGUCACAAUUCAAUCUUCGUUACCUGUACGUAAUGUAGGUUAUGCUGCUGGUCAUGGUUUUGUCAAUUUAUAUCAUUUGAUGAAAUUAUUGGGAAUAAGUUAGAACACUAAAUGAGAAAUUCUAAGUAGAAAAUAAUUUCUCAAUACAUGCAUACAGAAAGGUUGGUGUUGUGAAACCAUAUAUCUUGUAUAAAGCCUAAAGGCUAAACUGUUAAUCUUGUUGUAUUGUUGGUAUCAGAUGGAGAUACACUGUAUUUAAAGUUGUAUGACUGUGAUAUUAAUAUGAAUUACUGCAAUCAGUUGACAAUAAAUAUUGAAAAAAUA